Messenger RNA from Haemorhous mexicanus (house finch), 6205 nucleotides. It is a transcript of the gene KDM4C, whose product is annotated as lysine demethylase 4C. Lineage: Eukaryota; Metazoa; Chordata; Aves; Passeriformes; Fringillidae. Gene Ontology annotation, molecular function: histone H3K9 demethylase activity; histone H3K36 demethylase activity. The record is from RefSeq and is a predicted model, not a curated record. The transcript has 18 exons. Gene Ontology annotation, cellular component: nucleus. Bases 177 to 2648 code for a protein of 823 amino acids. Gene Ontology annotation, biological process: chromatin remodeling.
GUCCCGUCCCGCUCCGCUCCGCUCCGCUCCGCUCCGCUCCGCCCCUCCCCUCAUCCCUUCCUCCGGCCGCGCCUGCCCGCUGGAGCCUCUCCUGGACAGGUGCAGAGGGAGCGCUGAGCUGGCCCUGGCGGCGGCCGGGGCUGUGCGGCGAGGAGGUAGAUUGAAAUUGAACCAGAAUGGCUGCUGUUACCUCAGAUAAUCCUCCAAACCCAAGCUGCAAAAUCAUGACUUUUAGGCCUUCAAUGGAUGAAUUCAGGGAAUUCAACAAAUACUUAGCACACAUGGAAUCACAAGGUGCUCAUAGGGCUGGAGUUGCAAAGGUUAUCCCACCAAAGGAAUGGAAGCCGAGAAAACAUUAUGAUGAUAUUGAAGAUUUGGUGAUUCCUGCUCCAAUUCAACAGAUGGUCACUGGCCAGUCUGGACUUUUCACACAAUACAAUAUUCAGAAAAAGCCCAUGACAGUGAAGGAGUUCAAGGAUCUAGCCAACAGCGACAAAUACCGCACUCCAAGAUAUGUAGACUAUGAAGAUCUGGAGCGUAAAUACUGGAAGAACUUGACUUUUGUGGCACCAAUUUAUGGAGCAGAUAUCAAUGGGAGCAUUUAUGAUGAAGGUAUUGAGGAAUGGAAUAUUGCUCAUCUUAAUACAAUAUUGGAUGUUGUUGGAGAAGAGUGUGGAAUUUCUAUUGAGGGUGUAAAUACACCAUAUCUUUACUUUGGCAUGUGGAAAACAACGUUUGCAUGGCACACUGAAGACAUGGAUCUUUACAGUAUUAAUUAUCUCCAUUUUGGGGAGCCAAAGUCAUGGUAUGCUAUUCCUCCAGAGCAUGGGAAACGGCUUGAAAGACUAGCUCAAGGGUUCUUUCCGAGCAGCUCUCAAGGAUGUGAUGCUUUUCUUCGCCACAAGAUGACUCUGAUUUCUCCCUCAAUAUUGAAAAAGUAUGGAAUUCCUUUUGACAAGGUUACCCAAGAGGCAGGAGAGUUUAUGAUCACUUUCCCAUAUGGAUACCAUGCAGGGUUUAACCAUGGAUUUAAUUGUGCAGAGUCAACAAACUUUGCCACUGUUCGAUGGAUCGAUUAUGGAAAAGCAGCAAAAUUGUGCACUUGUAGGAGAGACAUGGUGUCAAUAUCCAUGGAUGUCUUUGUGAGGAAGUUUCAACCAGAGAGAUACCAGCUGUGGAAACAGGGCAAGGAUUUAUAUACCAUUGAUCAUACAAAACCAACUCCUGAAUCAACACCUGAAGUGAAGAUCUGGCUACAGAGAAGAAGGCAAAUACAGAACUUUCCCAAGAGCUUCCAGCACACCAGAUCUCGAUCUAAAAAGCUUAAAACUCCAGAGGACAAGAGAGUAUCUGCUAUGGUAGCUGAUGCAAAAAUCAUAGUGACUGAAGCAGCUGCUGAUGGCUUCAAGGUCAAUGAAGAACCAGAAAAAAAAGUGAGAGGGGUAAACACAGGAUUGCCUUCUGGGGAAGAAGAAAACAGUAGUAGAAUGCAUCUGGAUCAGCAUUUAUUGGAUCAUGCCAGUGUUUCAGGAAGCGUCCCUUCUGACUCAAUUUUGAACCCUGUUCCUGUACUUGAGAAAUCAAAAAUGGAGGAUGAGGACAGGAUAGAUUCCAGUCAUUCUUCCUUUAUUCUUGAAGAUUCUGUGGCUAGCAAGACUGCUUCUGAUAGAUGUAGAAAAGAAGACAGUUUUAAAUCUCAGAAUCAAUAUGCUUCAUCCAUACCAUACCAUAAAACAGAGGGACAAACUUCUGAAGCAGAAAAUCUGGAUAGAGAGGAAAGUGUCUCGACAGAGGAUGGUAUCAGCAACCUACUAAGUUCUGGAAGUAGUUUGGAACAUGGAGAAAUGCCCAUUGUAAAAAAGGGUGAAGAAGACAGAAUGGAAAUAUCUUGUUCAGAGGAAGUUGAAACAAAGAAAAUAUCUAAGAGUUGGCGUCAUCCGCUACAUAAACCCCCAGCUAGAUCUCCAAUGACUUUGGUUAAACAGCAAGCAACUAGUGAUGAAGAACUGCCUGAAACUACCCUAAUUGAGGAGAAAGUUCAAGAGUCAGAGGCAUGGGCCAAGCCUCUGGUCUACCUGUGGCAGACAAGACUACCCAAUUUCAAUGCUGAAAAAGAAUACAAUGCAGCUUGUGCAAAAAAGGAACCUCACUGUGCCGUUUGCACUCUUCUCAUGCCAUACUACAGGCCAGACAAUCAGGAUGAAGAAAGUCCUACUUUCAGCGAAGCAAACUCAGCAGAAACAUUGACAGCAGAAAGUGUGAAGACUAAGCCUCUUAUUCCAGAGAUGUGUUUUAUUUAUAGUGAAGAAAACACUGAAAACUAUCCAUCAAAUGCCUUUGUUGAAGAAGAUGGAACAAGUCUUCUGAUUUCAUGUGGAAAGUGUUGUGUACGGGUUCAUGCAAGUUGCUAUGGUGUUCCUUCUCAUGAAAUCCAUAAUGAGUGGUUGUGUUCUCGAUGCAGAAAAGAAGCCUGGACAGCUGAAUGUUGUCUCUGCAAUUUGAGAGGUGGUGCAUUGAAGCAGACUACUGACAAAAAGUGGGCACAUGUAAUAUGUGCAAUUGCCAUCCCAGAAGUCAGAUUUGGUAAUGUCACAGAACGUACUCCGAUAGACACUAGCAGAAUACCCUUGCAAAGAUUAAAAUUGUGACAGGACCCAAGGGAAUGGCAUCAAGCUGGCUGGAUAGUAGGAGAAGAUUCUUCACCCAGUGAGUGGUUCGGCACUGGAACCACUCCCCACGGAAGAGGUUACAGCACCAGCCUGACAGAGCUCAGAAAGUGUUUGGACAAUGUACUCAGGCGCAUGGAGUUAUUCUUGGUGCAGUAUCCUGCAUAGGGCCAGGAGCUGAACUGAAUGAUCCUGAAAGGUCCCUUCCAACUCAGAAUAUUCUCUGAUUCUAUGAUAUAUUUUUGACUUAGUAAGAAAAAUAAGAUUUGCUGAUAAUUCUGUUUUCCAAAUAAAGCAUUUAGCUUGAAGCAAACCAGCAUUUUAAUAAUGGUCACAGAACUGUGUUUCACACUCAAUUACUACUGUGUAGUCCAUGGACUUGUGUUAUUUGUACAGUCUUACCAAUUUUACAUAAUUGUUAAUUGUUUAUAUUUGAAAAGUAACCCCAAAAUUAGAAGGAAAAGUAGCAGGAAAAAAUAGUUUCAAAUAAGAAAGAGAAAACAUGCCAUUAAAAAAACCCCACAGAACAUAUAUCAAUACUGGUGUUACUGGAAAUAUUGCCAAUUAUCACAGAGCAUUUACAUUCAAAAUGCUAUAUAAAGUAUAUUUUGUAACAUUGUUCUGUGAGCAUUAUCACGAUUUUUCUUUGAAAGUUAUUUUGAAGGAAUAUUUUUUUAUAAUAAUUUGACUCUCAUCAGCUAGGAAUAACCUUUUCAAAUUUUGACCUCAAGAGAGAUCCAUUUCUUAGUUUUCAGGCAUCUUUAUGAUGACUAUACCAGACAUGCCACCCUGGAAGCUCAAAAUACUAAAAAGCUAUUUUGAUGUGAAAAAGAUGCUAAAAGACCUUUGCCACAAUUAUAUUUCUUCUAUAAAGUGUAAAAGCUUGGAUGAGCACUAUCAUUAAAAAUUCCAUAUAUUGAAGAAUAAAGUUUAGAUGUUCUCUAAGAAAGGCUUCAUUGCUGUGUCCUGGGGGGAAGGCAUAGUGGGAAAGUUACUAAUUUAAAUGUCUAUAAAUUUCUGAUACUGUUGGUAUUAUAGCACAGCUAAGUACUUCAGCCAAAAUGACAUAAGGGCAGCAGAAAACCUCAUGCCACAGAAGUCUUGCAGAACCAAGUUACCAUGACUCCCAUAAUGCUGAUGCUCACAGCUGGAUCAUGGAGUAUACAAGUUCUUAGUCAAUUCCUGAGUAUAUAGCAUAAAUGUAACAUUUGAAUGUUGCCUGUCCAUGUUUUUAUAGCUUUUCAAGAUGAAUGUUUUCAAUAUUGAAUUUCAGUCACUUCAUUUCAAAGUGGUUUUUUUCAUGAUUUUCAAUAGCAUCAUUUUGCUAUAAUCUGUAUUUUAUCCAUGGCACCUUUUUGUUUAUUUUGGGGUUUUUUUUUCAGAGUUGCUCAUUCCCUGAUUCUUUAUGAACAUAGUAAAAAUGUACUACCUAAAACCUAUAGGCACCCUGAUCUUUGAAACAAUAGCAUUUAGCACUUCAGAGAUCGUGAACCCCUUUACAUAUGGUUUAUAUUCCAUUCACGUGCUUACUCAAUUUUUAUUGUGCUGUUAUUCCUUACAGUUGCUACUGAGUUUUUUUUCAAAACUAUCCAUAAAGAAAUUCUUCCUUUAAGAUGCUUUUGAAUUUGAUAUUUAUGAUAAGAAAAUAAAAAGGUAGAUUGUUUUCUGAAGCCAUCAAAUACAUCCAAUCCUUUAAAAAGAGAUUAUAAAUUUUAAUGCAUACAUUUUGCGUUUUUUUUAUCACAGUGUUAUUGACAGUAUUGCUAUUUUCUAGUUCUGUUACAGAGUGCUAAUUAGGAACUUAGGCAUGAAAUCAAAAACACUAGUUAUCACUAGUAAUAAAAAUGAUCCUAUUUAAUAAAUCUGAGAUCUCUUAAGGCACAUGUAUUUCAUGUCCUAUGAGGUGCUACAAUGGCAUGAUUUUAGAAUGGAAUUAAGAUAUUGUUUUUAAAGAUAGGAUUAUGGGAAAAUUUGAUUUCCUUAAUAAUUGUCUUCUAUAUAAUCUAAACACAUUUCAUAUCUUUUAUAAUGAUAAAGCAGAAAAAAUAGUUUUAGCAUAUUGCACCCACCGAUUCUUAGAAACAGGGUUGCUGCUAUCUCACAUCCAAACAUGAAAAAUAAAGUUAUGGGGGGCACAGUGGUAUAAAAGUCUGCUUUCCUGAAAUUCAUGCUACAAAUCAUGAGCGCUUUAAAUAAAUGAAGAGCCCGUUUUGAAUAACCUUGCUUCUCAAACUGCAGUACAUUGAAAUAGCGGAAUAAUUUGGAUUAUACCAGAGAUCUCUUAUGUGAGUAUUGUCUUAUGUUGUGUCUAAUACUUAAUGCUUCUCUCAAGAUGUAACUUACCGUAGGUGUAUCUUUCUUAUUUGGAGGGAAGAAAAAGAGAAAGAGAAGAAUAUGUGUGAAAGCAGGAAGGGAGUCGUGAUGUAAUAGCUUGGGAAAUAGGGUGGGAAAUAAGCAGUAACUAAACUGAACAUCUUUACAAUUAUUUCCCCUGUAACUCUGCCCCAGCCACGGAGAGGUGUAGUUUCUUGGUCCUUUCUUCCUCAGGUGGUAAACCUGAGGUAUUAUCUUGGUUUGCUGUGUGUGUGCUUGCUGGAGGGAGGAGAUGUACUGUCGGUAGCAGAAGUGAAGUGUGUACAGCCCUCAAACGCAACUUAGAAACUGACUCUCUGAGUUGUAGAACUGGGACGAUGAUUCCCUACCUUUGCCAGAUAUCUGACCUGGUUUUGCCUGACCAAGCUACAUGCUGCAGCAAAUCAACAGGUAGGAGUAAUUUAAUACUUUCUCCUUACUGUUACACUGGGAAGUUAUGAAAAGAUAAGAGCCUUCUUCUUUCAAUCACUGCUUCUUGAAGUGCUCCUUGAAUGAUGCAUUUCUUUGUUUGUAUUGGUAUGAUUAUGUAGCUAUUAGGUAUGUGGGUGGACUUGUUGAUUGCCUCUGAUUUCUAAGACAUUUGUUUUUGCAAAGCAAAACUGAGAGUUUUUUAGAUUACUGCUUGUAAUUUCUUUAGGUGUUAAUUGCUUUAGCUGAAAAUAAUUGCCUGUAAUGUUAGUCGCAAAUAAAUCUGUGUUCUUUCAUUGUUCUAUAUCUGUCCUAAUUUCAGCUGGAGCAGAGUUCAUUUUCUUUUUAGUAGCUGAUGCAGUGCUGUGUUUUGGAUUUAGUGUGAACAUAAUGUCGAUAGGAUUUUUUAGUGUCCCAUAGGAGUUGAGGAAGUGCACAAGAAGCUGUGGGGCAGCAUGGCCAGGACUGGUGACCUGAGGUGGCCAAAGGGCUAUUAAUACCUUAGAAUGUCAUGUCCACUAUAUAUAUAAACUGGGAGAGUUAUCUGGAACAGGGGCUGACCACUGUUUGGGGACAGGCUGAGCAUCAGUUAGUGGUCGGUGAGAAACUGUUUGUUCAUAACUUGUUUUUCUUGAGUUUUGUAUUUCUCUAUCUCUCCUUUUCAUAACCACUUUUAUUAUUGUUGUUAUUAUUAUCAUUAGUAUUAUUAGUAUCACUGUAUUUUACUUUGUUUCAGUUAUUAAAUGUUCUUAUCUGAA